This is a messenger RNA of Andrographis paniculata, 1803 nucleotides long. Its product is annotated as protein GRAVITROPIC IN THE LIGHT 1-like. Gene Ontology annotation, biological process: negative gravitropism; response to red or far red light. The coding region runs from base 324 to 1661 and encodes 445 amino acids. Lineage: Eukaryota; Viridiplantae; Streptophyta; Magnoliopsida; Lamiales; Acanthaceae. The transcript has 3 exons. The record is from RefSeq and is a predicted model, not a curated record.
GAAUUCGUCCCCACGCUGAGUGCUGCAGGUUUUUGAUUCUCCCAAUGCCCUGUCCUCUGACCGCCAUUUUCGUCCUUUUCCUCUCCUCCGCCUCACCUUCUCCCCACCACUCCAAUUUCCCAUUCAUUCUCUGCGAUUCAACAAGACUCUCCAUGAAAUGAAAUGAAAAUGCUUUCAUCUUUCUUCUCAAUGGCAGACCUCUGAAUGAAUCUGAUUUCACGAACUGUCUUAAUGAGGUGUUUGGGAGAAAUCUGAUGAUGACGAUGAUGGUGUUUUGUUGAUUAAAUCAGCUGUUCAUCUCGAUUUUUGAGGGCUUUCUAAAGAUGGAUUUGGAUGAUAAUUUGUCGAAUAAUAAGAGUAGACUGUCCGGCCCAUUUUCUAAGGUCUUUCGAGUUCAAGCUGCUUCCGGGGUACCUCAAGAUGAGGGAAUGAAGAGGUCGAAGACCCUCGAAAAGACAAAUUCCGAUGUAGUCCAAAAAUCCCGGCUUCCUUCUGAAGAUGAAAACGACGAGGCUGUUAGAAAUGAAGCAUUUUUCGCGCAACUGUUCGCCAGCAUAUCCACUGUUAAGGCUGCGUACGCACAGCUGCAAUUUUCCCAAUCGCCUUACGAUGCGGACGGGAUUCAAUCAGCCGAUCAGAUGAUUGUAUCGGAGCUUAAGAAUGUGUCAACGAUGAAACAGAAUUACUUGCAGAAACCGGCGUAUGCUAUCCCUCCCGAAACGUCACUUCUUCUGUCCGAGAUUCAGGAGCAGAAGAAUCUCCUGAAAAUUUACGAGAUCACCGGUAAGAAAUUGGAAUCGCAGCUGAAACUCAAAGACGACGAAAUUACCUCUCUUAAGAAGAAAUUGUGCGAAGCCGAGAGGGGGAACAAGGUGCUAGAAAAGAAGGUGAACGCAAGCGGGCAGUUAGUCCAUCCGGAGAAUAUACGAUUAUCAGACCUACAGCCGAGCCAUUUCGUUGCAUAUUUCCGACAUAUGCUUAAGUCCGUCCGUAGCUUUGUCCGCUUGCUGAUCGGAGAAAUGGAAUCCACAGGAUGGAAUAUGGAUGACGCAGCCUGCUCGAUCGAACCUGAUGUCUCGUUCUGGAAACCGAGUCAUAAAUGUUACGCGUUCGAGUCCUUCGUGUGCAAGAAAAUGUUUGACGGAUUCAACAACUCCAACCCAAUCGAGUCCAUGCCGAAUCAGGGCGAUCACUGCGGUCGCCAAUUUUUCGAGAGAUUCACGGAGCUAAAAUCGGUUCGGCCCAAGGAUUACAUAUCCCGAAAGCCUAAAUCGCCGUUCGCUACAUAUUGCCGUAGAAAGUACGCGGAAAUUGUUCAUCCGAAGAUGGAAGCAUCCCUUUUCGGUAACUUGGGCAUUAGGGAUUCCGCGGAUUCGAUUAAUUUUCCUGAUGCUCCGUGUUUUUCGGCGUUCAUCGAGAUGGCGAAGCGUGUAUGGGUCCUACGUUGCUUGUCGUUGUCGUUCGAUCCGCCAGCCUCGAUUUUCCAGGCGGGAAGGGGAAGCCGUUUUUGCGAAGUGUACAUGGAGAGCUUAAGCGACGAGGCUUUCUUGAUUUGUGAUAGCGCCGGCCCGGAAGCCGACCCUCGUGUGGCAUUCACCGUAGUUCCCGGGUUCAAAAUCGGGCCAACCGUAAUUCAAUGCCAGGUAUAUCUUCGCCGUUAAGUUCUUUUCUUUAAGCUUUUGGAUCGCGAUCGAUAUCUAGCAACUGUAUAUGGAUAGCUAAAAACUUUUAGUUUAAGUAGCGCCGUCUCCAAGUGUUUUGACAUAAAUAUAAAAGCGCGAUGAUAGUAUUUAGACAUUCCAU